Messenger RNA from Cornus florida, 1677 nucleotides. RefSeq lists its product as uncharacterized. The record is from RefSeq and is a predicted model, not a curated record. Bases 194 to 1306 code for a protein of 370 amino acids. The transcript is spliced from 4 exons. NCBI's taxonomy places the organism in Eukaryota, Viridiplantae, Streptophyta, Magnoliopsida, Cornales, Cornaceae.
UUCUAAAAAUUGGAUUCCCUAGCAUAAGAAAUCCCUUUACAUUUGGCUGUCAGUCAUUGCUAGUCCCGUAGUCCAUUUGAAAUCUACCGUCUUCACACAAGGAGUAGAGAGAGAGAGGUCUCUUUGAUUUUCAGAGGGACAGGACAACCCACCAUCCGCUUACCCUAUACCUCCUUCCCCACAACCACCAAUCAUGCCAUCAGGUGCCAAGAAAAGAAAAGCUGCCAAGAAAAAGCAAGGAAAAGAAUCCAACAAUAGUACUGACCCUGCAUUUCAUUCUCAAGGUGAUGAUGGUGUGAAAACCCAUGAUGAGAACGAGAAUGAUGGAGGUGAGGUUAGCUCUCCAAUGUCUCAGGACCACCUUAACCACCAGCAUCAAUUUACUGAGGGAGGGGAAGAAGAGGUUGAGAAGAGAGAAGACGCUUCAUCUGCUCGAUCAUUUGUCUUGGAGAAAAAUUCUAUUGAAGGAUUUGGCAAUAACGGAGAGAGUAUGCAGAAAGGGGCAAUGGAAGAGGAGGGUGUUGUCCAGAUUGAUAGUAAUUUAAAACCUGAGGAUGAGUCUGAGGGCAAAAGCAUUAGUAUAGAAUCGCAUGAUAAAGGCUCAUCUACUGAUGAUGGGAGCUCUAGCAGUAGCAGUUCCGAUGAUGAGUCUCAUGUCGUUGAGAAGAAUGUAGUGGUGGUGGAGUCUGGAGAGUCGAAAGAGGAGAAUUAUUGUUCAAGUUUGGAUGCUGCCUCUUUUGUUGAUACAAUUAAGCCAGUUGAUUCUUUGUCCAAAUUGGUAACUCAAAUUACCGAUAUUCCAGUUGAGGGGGCUUAUAAUUUGGUUGUGGAAACUGCCCCUGUUAUUGACUCGGAUAAGGUUUCAUUGGUUGAAGAGGUGGUUCAAGUAACUGAGAGUGCUCCGGUUGUGGAUUUUGUGUCUUCUGAUGUGGUUGAAUCAGGGUUAAAGGAAAAUGCAGAAAAAAAAUUGCCUUCAGAAGACAAGAGUGCUGAGGCUUCAUCAAUCUAUGUGGAUUCAGGAUCACAGAACAAAGAGGAUAAAAUGGUUUUAACAUCAGAUGAGAAUGCUGCAGCAACUUCUGAUGCAAUGGGCUUUGCAGCACAAGAAGAUGAAGAUAAACUGUUGCUGUCACUUAAUGCUGCCAGAGUUGAAAAUGGUAAUGGUGCAGAAUGUAUCAAAGACUCAGAGAUUCCUGAAUGCUCUGAUAAUCAACCUCAAGUAGCUUCAACUACACAACCGGUGCAAACAAGUUUCUGGAAGGGUUGCUGUGGAUUGUUUGAGGUGUUUACAGGCUCCAAUAGAUAAAUUCAGAACAAAACGUCUAUGAGCUUGAUUGGACCAGUGAAGUUUGCGGAACUCUAAGAAGUACAUGGGUCAAAGAAGUGUGUUAUAGUUCUCAUCUGAAGUUUCUUUCCUGAACAAUAAUGGGUGAGAGGCCUGACGAUAAAAACACUCACAUAUUCAGUAAUUUUAGUGCUUCAGAAGAAAACUCAAAUGUCUUUAGUUUUGUAAUACUCCUUUCUUGUUAUUUUUUUUUGCAGCGAGUAGUGUUUUUCUCCCUCUCUUUCUUAUAAAUUUUCCUUGUUUCCGUUUGUUGGCGUGUUGUAUCCAUAUAUAGCAGAAGAUGCUUCCAUAUUAAAUUGAGGAAUUGCGUAAUGCAGAAUUUGCUUGUUCUA